This is a messenger RNA of Pleuronectes platessa (European plaice), 2144 nucleotides long. RefSeq names its product polypeptide N-acetylgalactosaminyltransferase 15. The transcript has 10 exons. The record is from RefSeq and is a predicted model, not a curated record. Lineage: Eukaryota; Metazoa; Chordata; Actinopteri; Pleuronectiformes; Pleuronectidae. Bases 1 to 1953 code for a protein of 650 amino acids. Gene Ontology annotation, cellular component: Golgi apparatus.
AUGAGGCUGUGCAGAGCUGCUGCCCGGAGGAGGAUGCUCGGCCUCUGGCUGCUGCUCCUCGGUUUCGCCCUGAUCACUCUGGCGCUAUCGGACCUGUUGAACCGCGACAAGAGCCCCAGCCAUCAGAAUCCAGGACCUCCUCGACGCCCCCUGCAGCGGUCCCCGAGUCCACCGGACCUGGAAGUCAUCGUGGACUCCCGGGACCCUGCCCUGGAGCUCGGCGUCGACCUCUCCCCGAUAAAAUCUUUUCAAGAGGACCAGCUUUUAUUCGUGCCAAUGGCAUCCGCGCAAGGCACAAGGAGCGCGCCGCAAAAGAAGGGCAGCUACAAGGUGCUGCUGCCCGGGGCGUAUAAGGACAACAGCGCUCCUGAGCCUCCGACGCACGAUGAGCUGGGCCAAGUGCUGCGGCUACACCUGGAGGGUGUGGAGAGGGAGACGGAGGUGGCCGCCGUGAUGAAGUACGGAUUCAACGAGGUGGCCAGUGAGAGGAUUUCACUGCAUCGCGGGCUGCCCGAGACGCGCCAUCCUGGGUGUCUGGGGGAGCAGUACAGUGAGUCUCUGCCGUCUGCGAGUGUUGUUAUAUGUUUCCACGACGAAGCCUGGUCCACGCUCCUGCGCACCGUGCACAGCGUCCUCAACACUGCGCCCAAAAAGCACCUGCACGAGGUUCUGUUGGUGGACGACCUGAGCCAGCAAGGUCACCUGAAGACUGUGCUGAGUGAGUAUGUGUCACAUCUGGAUGGGGUGCGUUUGAUUCGCAGCACCAGGCGCCUGGGCGUCGGUGGGUGCCGCACCCUGGGGGCUGCCAGGGCCACAGCAGAGGUGCUGGUGUUCAUGGACUCCCACUGUGAGUGCCAGAAAGGCUGGCUGGAGCCACUCCUGGAGAGAGUGGCCCAGGACAGGACCAGAGUGGUGUCCCCCAUCAUGGAUGUGAUAGACUGGCAGACCUUUCAGUACAACGCCACCCAGUGGCCGGUUAGGGGGGUGUUUGACUGGAAACUUGACUUCUUCUGGGAAUCAAACCUUCCGCUGCAAGACAAGGACCCAGACUCCGCUCUGCAACCUUUACGGUCUCCAGCGUUGGGAGGAGGCGUUGUGGCUAUCGACAGAUAUUUCUUCCAAAAGAUAGGAGCCUACGACCCGGGGAUGCUGCUGUGGGGAGCGGAGCAAAUUGAGCUGUCAAUCAGGGUGUGGUCAUGCGGGGGCUCCAUGGAGGUGGUCCCCUGCUCACGUGUGGCCCACCUGGAGCACCACCACCUGCCAUACCGCUUCCCAGACCAGGAGCUGCUUCAGAGGAACAAGAUCCGCAUCGCAGACACAUGGAUGGACACGUACAGGAAGAUUUUCUACAGGAGGGACACACUGGCUCAUUUCAUCAGGCAGUCGGAGAGCCCCAACAUCACCGAGCGGCUGCGGCUGAAGAGGAGUCUCGGCUGCAGGAACUUCCACUGGUACCUGACGGCCGUUUAUCCACAGCUGUACAUCCCACAGGACAGGCCUGCACUGUCAGGCGAGCUGUAUAACGUGGGCACUGGCAGCUGUGCAGACUUCCCUCGAGGGCGGGGGGCACAAGGUGGGCCCAUGAAGACGGCACCGUGCAGUGGGACGGGCAGCCAGCACUGUGAUCUAAACUCUGAGGGUGAGAUGCGGUGGGGUCCGAUGGGGGCUCUGUGCCUGGACUCAGACGGGGAGAGGGUGGUUCUCUCUCCCUGCCCCACCCACAGGUCGUCAACCAGCAGACUCCAGUGGAAGUUCAUGAAGCUCAGCGGCCAACUCAUCCACCAGCAGUCUCAGUUGUGUCUGGAGGCUGUAAAGGAAGGAGAACCCCCGCAGAGCAGCCCCAGGGAGGUCAACACCCACCUCAGCACAGGGGGUCUCCUCCUGCGCCCCUGCACCCAUCACCCUGAACAACAGUGGCACUUUGAGCAACUGGUGGCACCUAAAGGUGAAUGAUACAGAAAAACCCCAUAGGACUGAUGGAUUUGCAAGAUGUUAAUCCUGGGCAGAUAUUAUCAAAUAUUUACUCUGCACAGCAGCAGAAAGUGGCUUCUGCCCUCAGUGAGGUGGUGUCGAAAAGAAGAUACAAAAUAUAGUUUUUACUCUCCACUUUGCCACUGAAUGUCUAUGUUCCUGUUUUAAGGAUU